This is a messenger RNA of Exaiptasia diaphana, 1266 nucleotides long. RefSeq lists its product as uncharacterized. Bases 327 to 974 code for a protein of 215 amino acids. NCBI's taxonomy places the organism in Eukaryota, Metazoa, Cnidaria, Anthozoa, Actiniaria, Aiptasiidae. The record is from RefSeq and is a predicted model, not a curated record. The transcript has 7 exons.
UUAMCACACCCUUGAUCAUAGGACUGCACAGCAGGAAGUGAAGCUAUUUCGAGCAACCGAGACAAAGUUUCUGUCACAUUUAUUGCUAGUAAAGUAUAAGGAGCCGAGUUUAAACGAUACCGGCUGCAUAACAGGAACUUCGACGAAGCCAAGCAAGCAGACAAAAUUCCGGUACCUGUCAAUCAUUAACACACCCUUGAUCGCAUAGCUGCACAGCAGGACAGAAAACUUCCACAAAGCAAGCAGACAAAGUUUGCGAAGUUUGGAACUCAUCUAGUAUUAAAGCAAAUAUAUGUAUGAUAUAUUUACCAAAAUAUUGUUGAAGGAUGGAUGAUGAAGAAAGGAAUUAUUGCUGCCUGGUACUACUGCUAAACAGRGUAGGCCUGGUAAAGUUGCGCAAGUUUUUCAUAGAUGAAUGGAAUACCAUGCAUAGUGGUGUCUUUGUUCCAUGGACUGACAGCCAUCAGAAUGGCACUGACCUAUUGACCAUGUACAACCCACAUCCACCUUAUGAAAGACCUAAAGUCCAGUCAGGGGACACUACAAAGUGGGAUAUAUCUCUGUUUGUCAAAGUGCUAUUGAAUUCCAGACCUCCAAUAGUUCAUGUUGUCAACAAAGCUUUAGUUGAUGGCUUGACAUAUUUGAGGGAAACAAGAAAUAAAUAUUUUCAUACUGCAAGUGCAAAGAUUACAUCUGCAGAGUUUACUCCUCUUUUCAAUGAUGUACGUAAUGCGUUAUUGUUAGUGGGUGCUUCAGCACUGGAAGUCAAGAAGGUUGAAGAUGAUGUACAGAAGCUGGAAUUGAAUAAACUGUUAUCUUUGGUCAAGCAGUGCUCAGAUCAAGACAAAGACAUCCUACAAGGAAUUGAUACAAUAAGCAAAAGGCUAGAUGAGAUACARCAAGGAMAAGAAGACAUAAAGCAAGGUCAGUCGCGCCCACAACAAGGACAAGAAGCCUUGAAGUUGAUUGGAUGACUUACUACCAAUACUUUUGAUUGCUAUCUUGUUCCAAAAUAUUUUUUCUUUUGAGGAUUAGUAAAAUAUUUAGCACUAAUUUACUUACAAAAAAAGGUGGAAAAGCAUUCUGGUUUUGGUGACUGUUGUAACAUYAUUAUAGUGAAAAUGGGCUUUUCACUAUAAUAAUGUUAACAGUUCCAUCAUGCCUCCAAACUGUCCAACUCAUAAUAUAAGUCAUUAUUCAAAAAUUUAUUUUUAAGUAGUGUUUAAAAAAACGAUCAGGAGUGCUUUAUUGGGAGAUAUAGACACG